This is a messenger RNA of Saccharomyces eubayanus, 861 nucleotides long. RefSeq names its product mitochondrial 37S ribosomal protein uS15m (gene MRPS28). Gene Ontology annotation, molecular function: structural constituent of ribosome. Gene Ontology annotation, biological process: translation. The record is from RefSeq and is a predicted model, not a curated record. Gene Ontology annotation, cellular component: ribosome. Lineage: Eukaryota; Fungi; Ascomycota; Saccharomycetes; Saccharomycetales; Saccharomycetaceae. The transcript has a single exon. Bases 1 to 861 code for a protein of 286 amino acids.
AUGUCAAUCAUUGCAAAAAAAGCUAUUUUGAACCUAAGAAUCUCAUUGUGUUCUCUGAAUAUUGGCCAAAGGUCGUUCACAUCCUCUUCGAUCAAUUAUAGUGCUAAAGCUGUGAAAUUCUUAAAGGCCCAAAGACGAAAGCAGAAAAAUGAGGCAAAGCAGGCUACUUUAAAGGCAUCGACAGAUAAGGUUGACCCGGUUUUGGGGCGCACGGAUACCCCAUUUAUAACACGUAUUAUGGCCGAGCUAAAAGAACCGCUUGUUCUUUCAAAAGGCUAUAACAUCGAAGAAGUAGACAAGUUUCUUGUAGCUAUUGAAUCUGCUAAACGUGAAAGAGCAGAAUUGUCGGGGUUGAACACAGAAGUUGUGGGACUUGAAGAUGUACAGUCAUUAGAAGCAAGACGUGAGGCUAUUUUGAGAAUAUUGAGUAUGAGAAACUCUGAGAAUAAGAACGCUAUUAAACUAGCCGUAGAUUUGGCACGUAAGGAAUUUGAGAGAUUCCCGGGCGACACAGGCUCCAGUGAAGUUCAAGCAGCCUGUAUGACUGUUCGUAUCCAGAAUAUGGCAAAUCACAUAAAAGAGCAUCGUAAAGAUUUUGCAAAUACGAGAAAUUUGAGAAUACUAGUUCAACAAAGACAAGCUAUACUAAGAUAUUUGAAAAGAGAUAAUCCUGAAAAAUAUUACUGGACCAUUCAAAAAUUAGGGUUAAACGAUGCUGCUAUAACGGAUGAAUUUAAUAUGGACAGACGUUAUAUGCAAGAUUAUGAAUUUUUUGGUGAUAAAAUAUUGAUAAAGGACUCUAAGAAAGUGGCAGAUCAAAAACGUAAAGAAAUAAGGAGACAGAAAAGAACUACCUUUUAG